Molecule: messenger RNA, 2409 nt
Organism: Pseudogymnoascus verrucosus
Lineage: Eukaryota; Fungi; Ascomycota; Leotiomycetes; Thelebolales; Thelebolaceae
Exons: 1
Coding region: 217-1899 (560 amino acids)
Source: RefSeq, a predicted model, not a curated record
AUAAACACUUCGCGUUAAGCACGAUGUUCUUGAUGAUCAUUCAGCAAGAGUUAAUGCGGGCACGGCCUUCCUUGUCUUCAAGCGAUGCAGCGGAGUAACAUUUCCACCGCGAUUACUAGUUUCCUCAAAUAUAACCGCGAAUAACUUCAGACUCCCACUACCAGUAAAAAUAUAAUUAUCUUCUCUACGCACGCCUCGUGUGCCCUAACUCGCACAAUGCGUCUCAUAAACACCACCACUCUCGGCAUGGAAAUAUUUUUCGAUGGCCACGAACCCCCCUACGCAGUCCUCUCCCAUCGCUGGCAGGAUGGGGAGGUCUCUCUCCAAGAAAUGCAAAACGGCACAGCCGUUGAACGGCCUGGCUAUGUGAAGAUUGUGCAAGCAUGCGCAUUGGCAGCUCGCGACAGGCUAGGCUACGCCUGGGCGGAUACGUGCUGCAUCGACAAGACUAGUAGCGCUGAGCUCUCGGUGGCUAUCAACUCUAUGUACCGGUGGUACCGCGAGGCGGUGGUGUGCUAUGCCUUUCUAUCGGACGUCGAGGAUGAAGAUGUGGAGGCAGAUGCGGGCGCGGCGGUGUUUGCAAAUAGUGCGUGGUUCUCGCGGGGAUGGACGCUGCAGGAGCUUCUAGCCCCGUCGAAGGUGGAAUUCUACAAUGUGUCGUGGCACAAGAUCGGGACGAAGGCGACGCUGGCCACAGCCAUUGUGGCCAAGACAGGAAUUGACAUGGAUGCACUCAAUGGUGGUGACCUGGCGGCGUUUAGUAUUGCGCGGCGCAUGUCCUGGGCCGCGGGGCGCGAGACGACGGUGCCAGAGGACACCGCGUACUGUCUGUUCGGGCUCUUCGGGGUCAACAUGCCAAUGCUAUACGGCGAGGGCCAGCGAGCCUUCAUCCGCCUACAAGAGGAGAUAAUGAAGCACUCCGCAGAUCACUCGCUGUUUGCAUGGAGUUCCAACGAACCCGGCGCACGGGGUCUGCUCGCUCGGUCCCCAGCCGACUUCGUGGGGUGCGCAGACAUCGUCGUUACACGUGAGCGUUGGAACAAGACCCCGUACACUGUCACAAACCUGGGACUGUCGAUCCAGCUCCCCAUGCUGCCGUGGGCUAUGGAGACAUAUCUCGCGGUGCUGGACUGCGAGCGUGCCGGAGUGCCGGACAGUCGCGUUGGGAUUUUUCUGCGGCUUCUUCCACAAGCCGACCAGCACGCGCGUGUUGCACUUGAGGGAGACGAUAGGUUUGUUUUCAGGGAGGAGCUGGCGGAGAAGUUGAUGUAUAGGAAUGUAUUUGUGCAGCAGCAUCUGUGGGGAAUGACCCUGGAACCGCAACGCUUUUAUGGAUUCCACCUCCGGAAUUUCUCAUCACCGAUCCAUACGGUGACAAAGACAGAGAGUGAGCAGGUAUCGUUGUCGACAGUUGACCUGGCGACAACACAGGUUGCCUGGGAUGAUGAAAAGCGCUUGCUGGAACUUCCAGUUGGGAAGAACGGCACAGUGGGGAUGAUAACAUGGGCCCGCGAUGAGAAGAAUUGGGAGGUGUUGAAGUUCGGAUUCGAUAAUGAGUUUAACCCCGCACUACAAUUAGGAGGGGAUUAUCGUAGUCCUAACAGACCAUUUACCAUGGAUCCAAAGUCGGCCGAGGACUGGUUGGAUCCGUCGUGGAUGGAUGGGCCAGCGCAUAGUAAGUACCUGCAUAAAGCGGAUAGGUUGAGUGGCCUACAUGAGGAAGUCUUUAUUACUGAAAAACGCAUUUCUAUUGAGGAAGGUGAAAUAGGGGAGACGGGGAUGAGGGGGUGGGUAAUUGAUAUAUUGGAUCAUACGCCAAGAUAUCGCAGAUAUCAAGAUCUCUGCGAGGGAUGUGUCAAUCUAAGCAAACCUGUGCGUAAAUUCCGGAUGUCAAGCUAGGCUUCAGUAUCGGACAAUCGGCAUAGCUUAUGUAAACACUCGAAGUGGCCGGGUGAGGUCUGCAAGGGGUUACUGGCCAUAUUGACACUGUUGUGCCUAGCCCCUUUUCAUACCUUUAGGGAAGAAUAUGCUUAUGUCUCGCUUGCGUCGCAACUUCGCAAGAGUGGGGUGGGGUAGCAGAAGGCGCAAAAGGGAAGCUCGAGAGAGAAAGAGCGAGAGUGAAGAGGGCAACAGGGAAAGAGUGGGGAUAGGAAGGAGCGAUGGAGAUGGGACGAUAUGGAAGGAGCAACCGGAGGAGAGCAAGGGGGGAAAGAGCGAGGGAUAGAGAGCGAGAAGAAAGGAGCAAACGGGCAAGGUUGAGGGGAGAGGGGGAAGGAGCGAAGGGGCGAUCAUAUAUAUAUGUUAAUUGGAUCAGACAACUUCACAAAUCCCAAUGUGCCAAAACACACGCAUAUAUAGAAUGAUAGAUAUAGAUCUAGGAGAGGUUGGCAUCGCAUUUAUAUUUAAGAG